AUGUCUCUGCCUCAGCCACGCCGUGUGGACUCCAAAAUAUGGCAAAUACGCGCUGGACCUGCUGUCAAGAUUCCGAAGAUUGGCUCAAAAGUCUACUACUUCUCAGAAGGCCACUUGGAACAUGCUUGUUCAUCCCCUAACAUUGAAACAGAGCUCCUUCUAUGUCUUCGCCCUCCAUCCGUUCUCUGCAUCAUCUCAUCUGUUGAUCUUCUGGCAAAUCUUCACACCGAUGAAGUCUUUGCGAAACUGCUCCUUACUCCGGUAACAACUGAUGGUAGUGUCCAAAUCCAAGAACCAGCUCCUCCUGACUUUCCCGAUAAAGAAGAAAACGAUGGAAACAAUCUUGUUGUCCAAGUCCAAGAACCAGCUCCUCCUGAGGUUCCCGAUGAAGAAGACGAUGAUAGCAACAAUCUUGUUUCCUAUGUAAAGAUUCUCACCCAAUCUGAUACUCAAAGUGGACUUUUUGUACCUCGUGAAUGCAUGGAAUUGAUCUUUCCCAAUCUUGACUUGGAGGAUCCAAUGCAGUCUGAGAAGCUCUCAGUCACCGACAUUCAAGACGUAGUCUGGACGUACAAAUAUAGCUACCACGUGAAGAAACUCAAUAGCUACAAGUUCACUACUGGUUGGUCACAAUUUGUGAGGAAGAAGAAACUUGUUGCUCUUGAUUCUGUUGUUUUCAUCAAAAACUCUGCCGGAAAGAUAUUUGUCGGAAUUUGCAGGAAGGCUAUGUACCCUGCAACUGAAGAGGAAGGUGGGAAAAGUGAGAAUUUAACGGAGAAGGCAGUUAAAGAUGCUGUGGAAUUGGCUGGGAAGAACAUGGCAUUUCAAGUUGUGUAUUAUCCGACGGCUAAUUGGUGUGAUUUUGUGGUGGAUGCGAGUGUUGUUGAUGAGGCUAUGAAGAAUGGUUGGGAAUUUGGAAUGGGAAUCAAGCUUCGUUUGAAUGAAUUUGCAUCUUCAAAUUCAAAGAAGACAUAUUAUCAGCCUAAGGGGACAAUCUCUAACAUGUCUAACGUUCCUUCUAAUGUUCCUAGCUGGCGUAUGCUUCAGGUUAACUGGGAUGGUCCCGAUAUCUCGCAGAAUCCAAACCGCGUCAAUCCUUGGCAAGUUGAUAUUUAUCCUAUACCUUCUCAAAGUUCUUCCCCCCUACAAAUGCCACAUUCUUAUCCUCCAAUUCCACCGCCUCUAUUACCAUUUCCCCCAACAAAAAGUCCUAGACUUUCUCAGAGUUCUUCCCCCCUACAAAUGCCAUUCUCUUAUCCUCCAACUCCACCACCUCUAUUACAGUCUUCUAUGUCAACUUCCUCCUUCAUCCCUAUGACAGAGCUCCCUUAUUCAACAAUUGGAUCCUUGAACCAAACAUUGUUGAAUUCUGAUACUUUUCCAGACGGCAUGCUGGGAGCCAGCCAUGACCAUUUAUCUGCAUCAGAUUUGUCAAAAGUUUUGAGUGAUAAGGGUGAUGGUUUCAAUAGGAACAGAUCUAUGGUAGGGUGGAGUGGUACUUUGUGUGACACGGAGCCUCGUAACCAUAAUAGUUUGAACUCCUUUGGGACCAAUGAACCAUGCACCAAGUGA
Messenger RNA from Medicago truncatula (barrel medic), 1572 nucleotides. RefSeq names its product auxin response factor 17. The record is from RefSeq and is a predicted model, not a curated record. The transcript is spliced from 2 exons. Gene Ontology annotation, cellular component: nucleus. Lineage: Eukaryota; Viridiplantae; Streptophyta; Magnoliopsida; Fabales; Fabaceae. Gene Ontology annotation, biological process: regulation of DNA-templated transcription; response to hormone. Gene Ontology annotation, molecular function: DNA binding. Bases 1 to 1572 code for a protein of 523 amino acids.